Messenger RNA from Stylophora pistillata, 645 nucleotides. RefSeq lists its product as uncharacterized. Lineage: Eukaryota; Metazoa; Cnidaria; Anthozoa; Scleractinia; Pocilloporidae. The record is from RefSeq and is a predicted model, not a curated record.
AUGGAGUCCAAGUUCCUGAGAUCGGCAGAAAGACAACUGUUUGCGGCUCUUAAAAAACCAGCCACUGGACCAGACGACAUACCUUUUUGGGUGAGGGAAGACCAGGCAGAAAUCUUUACACCUAUAAUUUGUAAGAACUGGAACUUGUCUCUGAAGUUUAGUACCUGGCCCUCAUCGUGGAAAAGAGCUCACGUAACACCCCUCACUAAGGUUGAUGUUCCCAAGGGAAAGACGAAUCAAAACAGAGGAAUCAAUAGUACUCCAGUAAUUGCGCGAGCUUUUGAGAAGAGCGUGUAUAACAUCCACGCGCGGGACACUGUUGAGAAACACUUGAGCUCGACUCAGUUCGCUAACAGAACAGGGGGGAGCUGUAUAGAUGCACUUAUAAGUAUGCCGCACAUCGCGUACAGCUAUCUCGACGAUCCUAAGUGCAAAGCUGUGCGGUUAUUUGCUAUGGAUUUCAGUAAAGCGUUUGACAGCGUUAAUCACGAACUUUUGUCUAUUAAGCUUAAGCAGGUACCAUUAAAUCCAUUUAUAAUCAAUUGGUACUUAAGCUUUCUUGAGAAAUGUCAACAUCGCGUGAUUUACAAUAGUUUUCGAGGACAGUGGAAAUGUGUUAAUGGCGAAAUGGGUAACUCGACAUAA